This is a messenger RNA of Andrographis paniculata, 2013 nucleotides long. Its product is annotated as F-box protein At5g49610-like. The transcript has a single exon. Lineage: Eukaryota; Viridiplantae; Streptophyta; Magnoliopsida; Lamiales; Acanthaceae. Gene Ontology annotation, molecular function: protein binding. The record is from RefSeq and is a predicted model, not a curated record. The coding region runs from base 169 to 1578 and encodes 469 amino acids.
UCGAUCCAUCCGUCCAUGUGUGCGCGAAAGUGCAGGAGGGUCCAUUGAAGAAUAGGCAGGAAAUUUCCUAAUCUUAACAUCUUGUAGAAUUCGUCUUCUUAAGUAUAGACUAAGUCAUCUAUCCUAUAAUUCAUCUUGAUCGUCUGUUCUGUGCUUCUGAGUUUCAGGAUGCAGACAAUCAACGAGAGCGAUCGACAGGCCGAUGAUCGGAAGAUCGACGACUUCGUCAAAAUCGAUCGACUGGCCAAUGAUUGGAAGAUCAACGACUACAUCAAAAUCGAAGAUAGCGAUCGACUGGAUGAUGAUCGGAACAUCGAAGACUAUGUCAAAAUCGAAGAUAGCGAUCCACUGGAUGAUGAUCGGAAGAUCGACGACUACGUCAAAAUCGAAGAGAGCGAUCAACUGGAGGAUGAUGACCAGAAGAUCGACGACUACGUCAAAAUCGAAGAGAGCAAUGUCGAUGAUCGGAAGGUCGACGACUACAUCCCGUUUCCUCCCUGCUCGAAAAAGAAAGAAGACAUGGAGAUCAAAGACGUCAUCAAGGACCACGUCCUCUGUUUUCUUCCCGCGAAGAGCCUCGUCAGAUUCCGGUCAGUGUCGAAGGACUGGGAUCACCGCAUCCGGAGCCCGUUCCUAGCUCACCAGCAGAGCUACUUAUUCGACGAUCUAUCCGGCUACUUUUAUCAGGACGGCUUCGGUAGUCCUUCAUUCGUGCCUGGUAGUCCUUCAUUCUUGCCUCUCGACAGCGCGUACGGAGUCCCGGCGCCGUCCCUCGAGUUCUUGCCCGAACCCGUCUAUGUACAGAGCGCGAGCCACGGAUUACUCCUCUGCCGAGGCUACAGCGAUAACAACGCGUACUACGUCUGCAAUCCGGCGAACAUGGAAUGGACGGAGCUUCCCGAAUCGUUGUACUAUCACGGCAUGUGUGCGGAUUCGGGGCAAGUUCUUGCCUUCGAGCCUUCGGAGCUCAAUAUGGGACCGAAUUAUUGGGUGAUUUCCGCCGUGCCGUUGCUCGAUCAGCCCAUCGUCUGCUUCGAGCUCUACUCGUCUCAGACGAUGUCGUGGAGGCGCUCGAAAGCGAUCUGCUACGACUUGGGGGGUUCUCCGAAGUUUGUCGGCGGAUUGUAUAUCGACGGGAUGGCGUAUUGGCAGACUUUAGCGGGCGAAGUAUUGGUUUUCGAUCUGGGCCACGAGGUUUGCGGCGUUGUUCCGUUACCGGACGGCGGGCCAUCGGAGGGUGUGCUGGCGAAUGUCGACGGCGAAUUAGGAUACAUCGGUGUGUCGUCUUACACCCGCAAUGUAUGCCAUGUUAACGUUUACGGCGGCCCGGAAUUGAGCUUGAGACGGAGGAUCAAUGUGCAGCUCCAACCGGUGACGUGCAGGAUUGUGUACAGCUACCGGAUUCUGCCCUCCGGCGAGCGGCGGAGCAGCGUCGUGAGGAUUCUCGGCGGCGGGUAUUUGUAUUGUUACAACUUGAAAGCUCGAGCAUUGGAAAUGGUGGUUCGAGUUGAGGAGAUUGCUGAUUCAGAAACGUCGAGAUUCCUGCCUUAUGUUAACAGUCUUGUCCGUUUGGCCUGAAAUCGAGAUUUCGUCUAUAUAUAUAUAUGCAUUUUAUUCAUUAUGAAUCUCUGAGGAACAUGAAAAUAUCAUUACUGAUUUAUGAUCAUCAACAAUGGCGGAACAAUCACAAUCGACGAACAUAACCAUCAGGCAAUAGAGAAGAAUUAUAAAUCGAAAGGAUUGAAAAAUUCUUAUCAAUUUAGGGUUGUUUGUAGAGCUUGUUGUAUUCGUCGAGCUCCUCAUAGUAAAUAUCCCAAACGCACCUGACGCAGCCGCUGCCGCAGCAGUCGCCGGGAAAGGGCUUCUCCGGCGGCGGAGGAAUGGGCGGCGACUUAUUCUCCUUGGAGACGUCAUCUUCUGCUUGGGGCUUUUGAUCGUUGUUCUUGGGUUUAUCUUCGGUGCUCAUUUUAUGGAGGUGAACGGAAACCACCGGUUUGGGGCGGCGAUUGAAUC